AUGGCUCUCGAGAAGCUCGAGCUGGAGCAUGUCCCUUCGACAUACCACAUCUACGGCGCAUUGUUCCGCGACGUGGCCAAUACCGAGUUCCUCCAACAACAACUACUCUCCCGAAACAGCGAGUUUGAGUACGCCUUUAUCGACGCGUCGUCGGUUAUUUCCCGGCUGCAUCUCCUCUCAGCCGUCUACAGUGCAGUCAAUGUCUCAUUGGACGGGACCUUGCGGACACCCAACGUCCACUCCGAGAUUGUCGUGUCCUUCAACACGAAUAACAAUAUCGCAGACGCCUACCGAAGAUGGGGCAUAACACCUGGCAAGACAAAAGACCUGAUCGUGAUCAAAGUCGUUUCCCCUCGACAAUUCACGGCGCAAGACCAAGAUGAAGCCACGACACAACAACAACAACAACAACAAGCUAUCUGUGACCACCUGAGGCAACACGUCCAGGGGACACCAGCGCCGCUGACAGACGCCGAGCUUACCCAAGCCACCGACUGGCCCAAAGUGCGCAAAUACUACCGGCUGAACGGGGUGCCGGCGCUGGACCGGCUGGCCGACGAGCACGAGAGGAGGAGACAAAUGGAGAGCUUGGCCAUCAUGGGCAUGGCGUUGCGGGGUUUAUGA
Molecule: messenger RNA, 624 nt
Organism: Parathielavia appendiculata
Lineage: Eukaryota; Fungi; Ascomycota; Sordariomycetes; Sordariales; Chaetomiaceae
Product: CGI-121-domain-containing protein
Exons: 2
Coding region: 1-624 (207 amino acids)
Biological process (GO): tRNA threonylcarbamoyladenosine modification
Cellular component (GO): EKC/KEOPS complex; nucleus; cytosol
Source: RefSeq, a predicted model, not a curated record